AGCAGCAGCAGCAGCAGCAGCAACUACGAGCAAGCGCAGAGUUGACUGAGAAAGCUGCAGACACGAACGGAAAGACAAAUGGUUCGGAGACCGCUUCGAAUGACAUUAAAGAAGAAGACGAAGACAAUGACGGCGAGACUAAAAUGGGCGAAGACGAGGACGGGUGGCAGGAGAUGCCAGUAUUUGCAAGCCACGACAUAUACGACGACGACGGGAAUAUCAUCGCACAUGAAGAGAUCAAGUCCGAUGAUGAGCAAGAAGACUUCCAACGCGGUGGUGCGGGGAAAGGUUACACGCGUGUGACAGUCGACGCCGAGAAUGCAGAGAAAGAGGCCGAGCUGGAAGAUCAGACGAAAUAUCUAUUCCAUACCGAUGACCCGACCGACGCAGCGGCGCGAAACCCUCUUACUCAGCUACAGGCUACGAAAGAAUUACUCACAGACUCGCAGCGGAUUGCCUAUGUCGGUCUGUGCAAGCUCUGCAUUGUCGACAUGGCGACCGAUCUGGCAAACAAGAAGGGAUCCCAGCGGAUUGCGAAAAGUCUGAGUACGGUAUUUGGUUCGAUGGCGAUGUGGUCGCAAAAAAUAAGCAUGAGAUUAUAUGCCCACAUGGACAUCUCAACAGAGGAGCAACUCAUGAUUGAGCAACUCUCUUCUCAUGGUGUGGAGGCCUCCGAUCUGAACGGUGCGCUAAUGCAAAACUGCCGGGUGCCUAAUCCAGUGAUGAGACAUAGCGAAUCUGAUGACGAGGCUAAUUAUGCCGGAGAACUCGUUACUUCACGCUCACCGACACCUCUCCCAGAGUACAGUGAAUCGCAGCAGCCUGAGCACGUUCUGGACCCGUCCUCGAUCGAGGAUGCGAUGACGCUCGACAUUGACAUUCGCUGGACGGUGCUUUGCGACUUGUUCUUGGUGCUUGUUGCCGACUCGGUGUAUGAUGCGCGAUCGCGCACUCUGCUCGAGCGGGUCGCAAAGGAGCUCAACGUGACCGUGCUUGAUAUCUGCAAGUUUGAAAAGCGCGUGACAGACGCGCUCGAUAUCGAUGACCCGAGCGAGCAGACAUGGCGCGAGGAUGAGAUUCUCGAACGCAGACGGAAGCGGGCACUCAAGAAGAAGUACGUCUACAUGGGCUUGGCCACGCUUGGUGGUGGACUCGUCAUUGGCCUUUCGGCAGGCCUGCUGGCGCCCGUGAUUGGCGCCGGUUUAGCGGCCGGACUGACGACUGUCGGAAUCACUGGUACAUCGAGCUUUUUCGCUGGCGCGGGAGGCGCCGCCAUCGUCACCACGACCGGUGCUGCUAUCGGUGCUCGCGUGGGCAAGAACAGUAUGGCGCGGCGAAUGGGCCAUGUGAAGACGUUUGAGUUCCGUCCGCUGCAUAACAACGAGCGAGUGAAUCUGAUUGUGACGGUGUCGGGUUGGUUGUCGGGCAAAGAGGAUGAUGUGCGUCUUCCGUUUUCGACAGUAGAUCCAGUCAUGGGCGAUAUUUUCUCGCUGCAUUGGGAGCCUGAUAUGCUUACGUCUAUGGGUCAGACUAUUAACUUGCUGGCGACUGAGGUUCUGACGCAGAGUAUCCAGCAAGUGUUGGGAAGCACGAUGUUGGUGGCGUUGAUGGCAUCGCUGCAGUUGCCGAUGAUGCUUAGCAAGUUGUCGUAUUUGCUGGAUAAUCCAUGGAGUGUGUCGCUGGAUCGUGCAUGGGCAGCGGGUCUGAUUCUGGCCGAUACUCUGAUCCAGCGCAAUCUCGGCGUCCGUCCAAUCACUCUCGUCGGCUUCUCCCUCGGCGCGCGCGUGAUCGUCUCGUGUCUCAACGAGCUCGCGAAACGCAACGCGGUCGGUAUCGUGCAGAACGUGUACAUAUUUGGAUCGCCAGUUGUCGCGAAGCGCGAUAUGAUGAUCAUGUGCUCGUCGAUGGUCUCGGGUCGGUUCGUGAACGGAUACUCGCGCAAGGACUGGAUUCUCGGGUACCUCUUCCGAGCGACGUCUGGUGGAUUAGGACGGAUUGCGGGGUUGGCGCCGAUCGAGGAGAUUUACGGUAUUGAAAAUAUGGACUGUACCGAGUUGGUUGAGGGACAUAUGGGAUACCGUGAAGCCAUGCCUCGGUUGUUGUCGAUGUGCGGGUGGGAGGUUGUCAGUGAGGAGUUUACGGAAAUCGAGGAUCCGGACCCCGAUCUGCAGCGCGAACGCCAGCGCGAGCUCAUCGUGGAAUUCGAAGAAGCGCGCCGGCAAAUGGAACGCGAAGCGGCGGGCAAGAAACCCAAGAAAGGCCUCUUCUCGAAAUGGACCAAGCCAAAGAAGAAGGAAUGGUGGGACAUGUACGAUGCCGAGACCGCGGGCAACGGCGAGGCCGAGUCGUCUUCUGCGCAUAAGAAUCAGUGGGAUCCGAGUACUUUCCGCGAGGGAGAGUAUCAUUACCAGUAUCAGCCCAAGGAGUCUGAGGAUGGAAGCGAGAUCCUGUUCGAUGUCGAGGCUAUUCGGCGGGAGAUCAGAAAGGCGAAGGCGAGGGGGCUGUAAGUAAUUUGAAUGUAAAUAUCCUUUUUGUUUGUUUUUCAGGUUUUCACAUUGGUGUUAUUGGGAAAAAAUGUGCCUUUAUAAUUCUUUUGUCUUUUGCUUUGUUUCUUUUAAGAUUCAAUGAGUUUUUUCUUCAUUGCAUUGUUAUUGCAUAGUUUGCUUCAGUCCGUUCGACGAUCAGGCAUGCUGAUCUGUUUAUAUGUUUUGAUAUGUUUAUAUUUGCCAAAUGAUUCAGAUAUGUACAAAGUAUAGGCCAAGCCAAGGAAACAAU
Messenger RNA from Myxozyma melibiosi, 2775 nucleotides. RefSeq lists its product as uncharacterized. The record is from RefSeq and is a predicted model, not a curated record. Bases 144 to 2507 code for a protein of 787 amino acids. NCBI's taxonomy places the organism in Eukaryota, Fungi, Ascomycota, Lipomycetes, Lipomycetales, Lipomycetaceae. The transcript is spliced from 3 exons.